This is a messenger RNA of Fusarium subglutinans, 753 nucleotides long. RefSeq lists its product as uncharacterized. Bases 1 to 753 code for a protein of 250 amino acids. The transcript has a single exon. The record is from RefSeq and is a predicted model, not a curated record. NCBI's taxonomy places the organism in Eukaryota, Fungi, Ascomycota, Sordariomycetes, Hypocreales, Nectriaceae.
AUGUCGACUACAACAACAACAACCACUUCUAUUCAUAGGCCAACUGCCUCCAAGACUUCUUCUCUCCGACAGUCCACGCUCAAGAAGAACAUGUCUAUCACACAAACUUACUACCUCGCCCACAAGGCCCGAGCCAAGCUCUCGCGUGAGGCUGCUCAGCCCGAUCAUGACCUUCGACUGCUUGUCGGUCACGCCAACCUCCUCGAUUCUCUGAUGCUCGAGCUUGCCGACGCUGAGCGAGAACAAGAACGGUGGUUCAACCAAUCUGUACGAGGAGCAACCAAUGCUCAGCAAGAACGAAGGGUGCAGUGGGACGACAACAUUGUCGAAGAAGAGGACGAGGAUGACUACGACUCAGACUCUUCGGACUCUGACGACUACGAUUCAGAGGACGAGGAUGUCGAGAUGGCCAAUACUUCUAUUCCCGUCAAGCCCAUGAGCCCACGAAUCACACACAUCGAGCUCGACGAAGACAUGGAGGAGGACGAUCUUGAGGAGGACUAUGCUCAGCUAGAGCUUGUUCGAACACCAUCUCACUCUAACUCACCACCCGAGCUUGUCGACCACGACUCAGAUUCAUCUGAUGAUGACUCAAUGCCCCCAUCGCCACCCCAGUCCAUCCUGACCUUCGAUGAGAAGGAUGUCAAGGAGCAGUCGCAACAAGAACAAGAAUCCAAUUCACUCUACGAUGAGGAGUACUACCUGCCACCUCGAAACCCUGCGAGGCUUGUGUCGGCCAUCUCGGUCUACUAA